AUGUACAACGGCGACUCGACGGGCAGAGAGACGGAUGCCCUUUUGGAGAAAGGCGCUUAUAAAGGGACGGGCAAUAACGAGUACGGGGACGGGCAGGAUGUUGUAACGGGGGGGAGAAGGCUUGUGCGGAUAAGGGAGGGGAUGUUAGCAGUGGGCGCAGAGAAGGGCGUGCCACGUGGCGUCGUAAUAUUGGUUGUCGUGUUCCUGGACCUAUUUGCAGUUGGCAUGGCCAUGCCGCUCGUUACGUCGCUAAUCAAGGAGCUAGGUCGGCUUCCUCUCGUCUACAUAUGGAGCUGUGCAACUCGUUACUGGCCCAUUCUUGGUCUGCUGAGUGACAGCAUGGGCAGGCGGGUUGUGAUUCUAAUGUCGUAUGCUGGCGCAGGGGCGAGCUACCUGCUUCUAACGAACACCUGUUGCCCUCUUCCCUCGCUCUCCGCGUGUCCUCUCUCUCAGAGUCUGUUGAGUUACAGCAUGGGCAGGCGAACGGGUCUGCUGAGUGACAGCAUGGGCAGGCGGGUUGUGAUUCUGGUGUUAUAUGCUGGCGCAGGGGCGAGCUAUCUGCUGCUGGGGCAGAGCAGCAGUGUCACGGAGAAGGGGGGGGGGGGGGGGCUGGUGCCGCAGAUCCCCUCCCCUCCCACUGCUGCACUCGCAGCAGGGGGUAGGUCCCCUCCCCCAACUGCCGCAUCCGCAGCAGGGGGAUGGCAGAUCGCUUCCCCCCCACUGCUGCACCCGCAGCAGGGGGAGGGCACCGGGGCCGCGGUUAGGGGCGGCAGGUCGCGAGGGGCCAUGGCUAGGGGCAACGGGGCCAUGGCUAGGAACGGGGCCGGGCGCUGGGCAGGUACGGGGCCGGGUGCUGGGCUAGGGACGGGGCCGGGUGCUGGGCAGGUACGGGGCCGGGCGUUGGGCAGGUACGGGGCCGGGCGCUGGGCAGGUACGGGGCCGGGCGCUGGGCAGGUACGGGGCCGGGCACUGGGCAGGAACGGGGCCGGGCGCUGGGCAGGUACGGGGCCGGGCGCUGGGCAGGUACGGGGCCGGGCGCUGGGCAGGUACGGAGCCGGGCUCUGGGCAGGUACGGGGCCGGGCGUUGGGCAGGUACGGGGCCGCGCGCUGGGCAGGUACGGGGCCGGAGCGCGGGCCAAGUACGGGGCCGGGCGCGGGCGUUAUACGGGCCGGGCGCGGGCUAGGGACGGGGCCGGGUGCUGGGCAGGUACGGGGCCGGGCGCGGGCUAG
Molecule: messenger RNA, 1230 nt
Organism: Closterium sp. Naga37s-1
Lineage: Eukaryota; Viridiplantae; Streptophyta; Zygnematophyceae; Desmidiales; Closteriaceae
Source: the annotation of a GenBank genome assembly